Molecule: messenger RNA, 1358 nt
Organism: Punica granatum (pomegranate)
Lineage: Eukaryota; Viridiplantae; Streptophyta; Magnoliopsida; Myrtales; Lythraceae
Source: RefSeq, a predicted model, not a curated record
UCACCACAAGAUAAAACCAGCUCCAUUAACAUUCUUGCCGAAGAGCAACAUGAUCUCACUGGACCAUCUGGUACUCCUGACAUGUGCAGUUUUGGCUCUCUAUUUCAUCGUAAAGAGGAGGAGAGUUGCAAUUUACCUCCUCGACUUCACCUGCUACAGGCCGCCCGAUUCUCACCGGAUGCCCAAGUCCAUGUUCAGCGAGUACAUCCAACUCGAAGAUCGAAUGGACAACGAAGGAAAGGCUCUGCAGGUCAAGAUCAUGGAGAGGUCCGGCUACAGCGAUGAGACCUAUAUCCCGCUCUCUCUCACCGAGAUGCCCGUGAAGAGAUGCUACUCAUCGGGACUAGAUGAGGCCUCCACGGUCAUCUUCUCUGCAGUCAGAGAUCUACUUGAGAGAACAAACACCAGCCCGAGAGCCAUAGAUAUACUGAUCAUCAACAACAGCGUGUUCUCUCCGACGCCUUCUCUUACGGCUAUGGUGAUUAACAGGUUCGGGAUGAGGAGCAACGUAAUGAGCUUCAACCUAUCAGGCAUGGGGUGUAGUGCUGGGAUUGUAUCGGUAGCUCUAGCAAGAGACCUGUUGAAGAUUCACAGGAACUCACUGGCCCUAGUCGUGAGCACAGAGGUGCUGAACGGGAACUGGUACACGGGCAAGAACAAAUCUAUGCUGAUAAGCAAUUGUCUCUUUCGAAUGGGCAGCGCAGCUAUACUUAUGUCGAGCAGAGGUCAGGACGAGGAGAGGGCUAAGUACAAAUUGAAAUACCUAGUUCGCUCGAAUAAAGCGAGAGAUGAUCAAUCUUACACUUGCGUGUACCAGGACAUGGACUCUGAGAACCAAACCGGGAUAUUACUCUCAAAGACCCUGGUAAAUGUAGCUGGGGACGCUCUAAAGACGAACAUGGCAAUCCUAGGAAAGCUGGCCCUGCCUUUGUCGGAGCAGCUAAGAUACGCUCAUUCAAUAAUCAGACAGAAAGUGAAAGGUGGGGGGAAAACAGGAAUCUACAUACCCAACUUCAAGAAGGCAUUCGAGCAUUUCUGCAUACACGCCGGAGGGAAAGCCGUGAUAGAAGCGAUAGAGAAGAGCCUGAAGCUGAGCCAAGAAGAUGUCGAAGCGUCCAAGAUGACUCUGUUCAAGUUCGGGAAUACUUCGUCUUCCUCCAUCUGGUAUGAGCUAGCUUACAUAGAAUCCAAAGGGAGGAUGAAGAUAGGCGACAGGGUAUGGCAGAUUGCACUCGGAAGUGGGUUCAAGUGCAACAGUGCAGUGUGGGAAUGCAUCAACACAGCAGGCCCCGACGUGGAGAACGUGUGGAAAGGCAAAUUUUGAAACCGACACCAUCUCAAAAGCAAUCUUCAAUGAG